Messenger RNA from Aspergillus candidus, 2265 nucleotides. RefSeq names its product fungal specific transcription factor domain-containing protein. Bases 1 to 2265 code for a protein of 754 amino acids. Gene Ontology annotation, cellular component: nucleus. Gene Ontology annotation, molecular function: DNA-binding transcription factor activity, RNA polymerase II-specific; RNA polymerase II cis-regulatory region sequence-specific DNA binding; zinc ion binding. The record is from RefSeq and is a predicted model, not a curated record. The transcript is spliced from 11 exons. Gene Ontology annotation, biological process: positive regulation of transcription from RNA polymerase II promoter by galactose; DNA-templated transcription. NCBI's taxonomy places the organism in Eukaryota, Fungi, Ascomycota, Eurotiomycetes, Eurotiales, Aspergillaceae.
AUGGACCAAGCACAGCCAUUGGGGACCACCAGGUUGCGUGCCUCUCGUCGAAGACCCCGUGCAUCGCGCGCCUGCGAAACUUGCCGCGUGCGCAAAACCAAGUAUCACUCGCUGGACUGUUUCUAUCGUGAGACCGGCUCAACCGACAGCCCAUUGAAGCGACCUGCUCAGGUCAAGGAUGUCCAAAGAAAGAAAAGCCGGCCCUCCCCAUGGCCGGAGGCAGAUAUCAGUCCUGCGUCAGACAGCGUUCAAAGAAGAGAACCCCUAGAUCAAGUCGCUGAGUCUUCGCCCAUGGUGACUCCUAUACCCGACCCCAGCAGUCUCGCCGGGGAGACUCCUGAGCUGGGCGACAAUGCCUCGCGCGACGGUCUGAGCGGCGUAAACCUGCACACCAGUGGCACCGAAUUCUACGGUAACUCGUCGAACCUGGCGUUUUUGGGAAGCUUGUAUGCGCGAGCCCGUCAUCAAGCGGAGAGCCAGGUGCCACACGUGGCUGAUCCGUAUCUUCCCGCCCAGACCACUCGGGCAGACAUCGCCACUCCCACUCACCAGUUGGACAAGCAGUCAGACGGCGGGAAUUCCAAAUCCCAGCUUUCUAUUGUCAACCUUCUCUACAAUCCGAGUUAUCCGAGUCACCUCCAGCCGCAGGUUAGCGGGAAGCUUGACGGAGAACGUGGGAAAGAGUCGCAGCUUGGUGCCGGGGCAUUGCCACGUCGCCACGUCGGUCGUGAUGCUACAACGCAAGUUGAGGGGCUCACCUUAGAAGCGCAGCUGGAGAUCGAAAAGAUCUUCAUCAGUAGCUAUUUCUCCAACAAACACUACAUCCACCCCAUGCUCAACAAACACGAUUUUAUGCAGCGCUGUGAGCAUGAGGCUUUCGUCUUGUCUCACCGACCCAGAUUUGCCCAGGGCAUGUCUAGGUUCGCUGGCCUCUAUUUUACUGUGGUGGCGGUGGGCGCUAUGAGUGCAAGCCCUAACGAGACGUCUCUACUAGAGCAUUAUUCCACGACUGCAGAUAGUGCCUCUGGUGAGACAAAUACCGCACAAGCGUCGGCAUUGGAUUUCGCAAAUCAUUACUACAAGAUAGCCAAGCAGGCUCUUGGUGACUUGUUCGAGGGGGGAUGUCUAGAGAGUGCGCAGGCACUUUCAUUGCUGGGCGUGUAUUGUCAAAAUGCCCUGCGGCCGCACAGCUGUUUCAUGUACAGCGGCAUGGCCGCAAGGACGGCUGUGGCCAUCGGGCUCACAUCCGGUAUGUCGUCUGCUUCUCCGAGUAUGCGGAGAGAAGGUCGACGAACGUGGUGGGGCAUCUACUCCCAUGAAAUAGAGAUGUGUUGCUCUUCUGGACGUCUUGACAGCAUGAAAGAUCUCCAGUAUUACCAAGUUCCACUGCCAACAAUCAAAGGCACCCCCGACAGCCAGUUCGAUCCCGACGCAGAGGACCAGGACGUAGCAAUAAUCCCCGUCAUGGUAGCCCUAGCUCACAUCAUGUCCGAAGCAUCGCAUCAGCUCUACCAUUCCUCCAAGUUCUCGAUGGGCGAGAAGUCUGAGAUUGCGCUAGACUUGGACCGCAGGCUGCUGGAGUGGAAGACCAAGAUCCCGCCGUUUCUCGAUAUCGACAUCGUGGCUUUGAAUGACCCCGAGUGGGCCUUCAAGCAGAAAUUGGUCCUAAAGCUGCGAUUCUACAACACCCGCAUCUUGAUCCACCGUCCCUUCCUGGCGGGUGCAACGGCCAACACCGAAUCGCCCGCGCUCCAACAACAUUUGCACCCUUGCCUAGAAGCCGCACGUAAUAGCAUCCAGGUGCAGUACGAAUCGUUCGUGCACCGGACGUACUUUCGAACAUGGUGGUACAACACCACCUACGCUCUCUACGGCGCCAUGAUCCUUUUGCACAUCGUGCUGUCAGGCUUUCCAGGCAUCGAUGACGAUGCACUCCUCCAGGAGGUGGACAAAGCCGUCGAGAUUUUUGAAUCGAUGAAGAAUAUUCUUGUCGCGCGCCGCUGCGCCGAGAUGAUCCGCGAGGUAUCGGACGUGGCGCGGGCGUGUCUAGCGCGUCGGGGGGCGCUCGUCCCACCCGCACAGCCUGCAUUUGGGCUCCAGCCUGAUGUGGCGGCCGUCCAUGAUGGUUCUGGACAGGAUGAGUUCUUUUACUCUUUGUUUAACCAGGAUGCGCAGGAUGACACGCGCGCGGAGAUGCUGGCGAACCUGGUGGAUCCGACGAUCCUGGAGGAUUUUGCGUUUGGUGACUUCUCGUUCAUGGGAUAG